Messenger RNA from Jatropha curcas, 4241 nucleotides. RefSeq names its product LOW protein: zinc finger CCCH domain protein. NCBI's taxonomy places the organism in Eukaryota, Viridiplantae, Streptophyta, Magnoliopsida, Malpighiales, Euphorbiaceae. The record is from RefSeq and is a predicted model, not a curated record.
CGAGUCUCAUUACCACCGAUAAACAAACGCACAACCAAAAUCGAAAAAGCCUCCAACACUAUUUUCUUCGCCGCUUGAAAACAUCAUUUUAUGAUCUUCCACAUUCAUCCCUAACAGACACCAUCGCCGUCCGCUAUUUCCUUUUUGGUUCCCUCUUUAUUUUUCCUCAAUUUCGAUCCCAAUCUCGCAACCUCAUUCCUGCUCCCCGUUGAUCUGUUAUCUCCGGCGACUCAAUCCCUCUGGCUAGGGUUUUAACUGCUUCUAUCAGCCACACGACUGUCAUGAAUUUAUUGUAGGUAGGAUUUAUCGAGCCCCGAAUUACUCAUCGAAACUUGCUAUCGGGGUUCAGUAUCAGAUUCGGCUAGUUAGUUGGCAUUUGAAGAUUUGAAAUUAGGGUUUUGAUUUCGAAUUUAGUUGGCACUCUUGCUUACUGCUUCGUGAUUAGGGUUUCUAUAUCGAUUCGAGCAUUCAACAUAGUUAUCAGAUUGUUAAUUAGGGUUUUGAGUAUUCAUCAGUGAUGCCGCGAACUUCUCGCCACAAAUCGAGUAAACAUAGUUCAAGAGAUGCUAGGGACUACUCAGAUUCUGAGAAGGAUUCGAGCUCGAAGGACAGAAAAACCAAAGAGGACAGUAGUGCAAGGGUUUCUAAGGAGUCUGGCUCUGGUGAGAAGCGAAAGCUAGAGCCCAAGGACAAUAGAGAUUCGUUUGGCUCUGCAAAUGGGGAGUACAUAGAGGAAUUUUCUUCAUCAAAGCGGCGUAAAGAAAGAGUUGAGGACGGCGUGAAUGAUAGGUGGAAUGGUGGAAAUGACGAUAGAGGGGAGGGGACUAAGAAGUUGAAGGAGAAGUCGGGUGAGUACAAGAGUAAAAGGAGAGAUGAGAGUGCGGGAGCAUAUGUUGAGACUGAGGAGGUGGUGAAAAAGAGUAGUGGAAAGAGCGAGGGAAAGCAUAGGGAAUCAAGCAGUCGAAAGGAGGGAAGAGAAGGCGGAGCUGAGAGGGAAAGGGACAGAGAGAGGGAUAGGGAAAAGGAUAAAGAGAGAAGGAGUAAAGAAGGUAGGAGUGACAAAUUGGUUGAUGGUGAAGACCUGCGUGCAGCGAAGCAAGUAUCUGAAAAAACUGAGUUGAAUGCACGUGAUCCAUUGCAGAGUCCUGAAUUAGAGAACCUUCCGGAUAGGAGAAUUAGAAAAAAACGAGAUGGUUCUGGUGAUGAUAAGCAUCACGAGGAUAUUGCAGAUAUCAAUGACAGACGCUUAUCCUCAAGGGAAGAUGUUGUCAAGGAUGGGAGACCAAAAGAUGAGAAGCACAAGGACGAGAGAUACAGAGAUAAGUACCGUGAAGAUGUCGACAGGGAAAACAGGCACCGAGAUGACAAGCAAAGAGAUGAGCAUGCAGCAAGAGAUAACAUAAACAACAGGUCUGAUGAUAGGCACUUGAGGGAUGAUAAAGAUACUGUAGAAUUUAGGCCGAAGAAAUAUAAGACUCAAGAUGCUGAUCGUGAGAGAGAGCAUGAUCAUGAUCGUGAUUUUGAUCGGGAAACUUAUCAACGUGACAGAGAUCGAGAUCGGGACCAUGACAGAGAUCGAGAUCGGGACCGUGACAGAGAUCGGGACCGUGAGAGGGAUCGGGACCGUGAUCAUGAUCGUGAUUGGGAUUGGGAUCGGGAAAGAGAGCAUGACCGAGACCGAGACCGUGACAGGGAUAGAGACCGUGACCGGGACCGAGAUAGAGAUCAUGAUCGGGACAGACAUACUGACUACGAUGGGGUGCAUAUUGAUGACCGAAGUGCUAGAUACAGAGAUAGCAGGGGAAGGAAGAGAUCACCUGAUGAUCUUGAUGAUUAUAAUGAUGCAAAAUCUAGAAGUGUUAAAACAGCUUAUAUUGACGUGGAAAAGAAAUCUUUGGGCAAUAGUAGAGUUGAGUCUGAUACUGACAGAGGAAGGUCUCAAUCACGCCAAACUCAUCCAGAUAAUAAUGCCAGCAGCAACAGGAGAAGGGCUUCCCCAAACACCAGCUCGCUUGUGGCUGCAGAUGAGUACAGGCAAUUCAAACAAGAAGAACUGAAGAACAGAGAUGCUGUGAUAGAACACAGGUCAAAAUCCAUUUCGUCUAGAGAGGUUGGUAGUUUGCCAGGAGCAUCAGAUAGAGCUUCCAAGUACAGAUCCUCUGAGAAGUCCACUAAAGUGGAUGAUGGGCAUACUGGGGAGUUAUCAGUUGAAAGAUCUUCAAGUUCUAAAGCUUCGCCCAUGGGCCUGGUGGAGAGAUCUCCUUCAUCGUCGAGUCUGGAGCGUAGAUACAUUAAUAGAUCUGGAGUUAGAAGAAGUCUUGAUAUUGAGGAAUCAGGAAGGAGGAGCAGUGGUUCCAUGGGUGCAAGAGAUUUACCUUCUGCCGAUGAAAGGCCAAGUCGUGAUUUACCUUCGGAGAAGUCUCUAGCUGAUGAAUCAACCGCGCUUGAUUCGCCCUUUUACACUAGAAAUAGUCAAAGCAACUCUGCUCUGAUUCCUCCACCAUCUGGCUUCAGGGGUGGCCAUGGCAGCCCUUCUUUUUUGGGUUCACUGGAGGAAGACGGUAGAACUAACACUGGUGUCCGCUACAAGAGGGGCAGUGAUCCCAAUUUGGGGCGAGGGCAAGGAAAUGCUUGGAGAGGUGCUCCAAACUGGUCUUCACCUGUGCCAAAUGGCUACAUUCCUUUCCAACAUGGGCCGCCUCAUGGAGGUUUUCAAGCGAUGAUGCCUCCAUUUGCAUCCCCUCCUCUGUUUGGAGUCAGACCCUCGAUGGAAAUCAACCACUCUGGGAUUCCUUAUCAUAUACCUGAAGCUGACAGGUUUUCUAGUCAUCUGCGCCCCCUUGGAUGGCAGAACAUGAUGGAUGGGACAGGGCCUUCUCGCAUGCAUGGAUGGGAUGGAAAUAAUGGUGUAUUUAGGGAUGAAUCACACAUGUAUGGGGGCCCAGAAUGGGACCAAAAUAGGCAUCCAAUUAAUGGUCGAGGGUGGGAGAGUGGUGCAGACAUUUGGAAAGGGCAAAAUGGUGAUGUGAAUGUGGAUUUGUUCUCAACAUCCCUGAAAGAGGACUUUCCACCACAGACCCCUGUGGAAGAUCUUUCAGCUAGGCAUGAGGGUCAAAGGCCACAAAGUGAAGAUAAUCAUCUUGGGGUUCAGGCUAAAACUGCAGAAACAAAGCUAGUUGUUGCUUCAGCAGCAAAAUUAUCUUUUAAGUCAUCACCUAAACCUACCCCUGAGCAGACACCUGAGCCGUCUUCUAAAUUGUCUAGUAAUGACAAUAUUGCUCAUGUUUACCGUGCUUACCUUUCCAAUCUGGAUAUUUCAACUGAACUUACUGAUCCAGAAUUGUAUGGUCAGUUUAUAAGCUUGCUUGAUGAAGAACCAAGUGAUACUAUUGAUGAAGAUGUUGCCAUGCUUGUAAACUUGAAGGAUGGUGCAAGAGCAGUACCAAAAAGUUCAAAUACCUUGUUGAGUUCAUCACUUUUCCCUGCUACAAGUGAUUCUGUUUUUCAGAGAGCAAUGGACAUCUACAAGAGACAAAGAGCAGGUUUGAGUCGUAUGGCAAUUGCUAAUGGUGGAACAAUAGAUGUUAUUUCAGCAUCAAAAGUAGAGGAAGUCCCUGUUAAUGAUGUGGACAUAGCAGAACAGCCACUUUUAAAUCAGAAAGAAGAAAUAUUAGAUGUGCAGAUGUUGAAUUUAGAUGAGAAUAAAGUGGAAGAUGUUUUAAUUGGUGAUGUGCAGGAGAAUUCAGAAGUGAUUCUCAACCAGGAGGUAGAUGGUCAUGCUUGUAGCCCUGACCUGAAGUUGGAAUCGCUGCAUGAAGAUCUUACCCAUGAUAUAUCAGAAAAGCCCUUGAUGAUUCUCAGAGGUGAUAAGGUAGCUGGAUCUAAGCUGGUGGAUUCAGAAGAUCCAAAGGGAGAUUUUGUUUCAACUCCCAAUGAUGUGCCAAAUGCUACUGAAGAUUUACACACUGAUGGCCAUGAUGGCCAUGACAUGGAUGAGAGUGGCAAGACCAAAGGUAGUUAUUCUUUUAAUUGUGCUGAGGAGGGGCAGGGGUUUGGUGAUGCAAAAUGUGGUCCUUUAUUUAUUUUGGAGGGUUCCCCCAAGGCAUCUAGGGAUUUGAUGCCUGGGUCAAAUGAGUCUGAGUCGGUAAUUUUAAGUCGGAUACAUCAUUCUCCUGAAAGUACACAUUGAGACAAUUUCUAUAUCGAUGUUCUUUAUCUUCAAUGCGUUUUUGGUUUAGUUA